AUGCAGCUUCAACCAGGAUAGAUAAGUUUGAAAUUAGUCCCUACAAUUAGGGGAUUUUACAAAGGAGUUCUCUCGCCAGUAAUUGGUAAAGCACCUUUGGCAUCUGUUUUCGCUAAAAGAAAUUUAGAACCAUUUGAUUUCGAUUCUGAUACAAAAACGAUGAUUGCUGGAUUUUUUGCAGGAAUAUGCUAUGCUAAUGCUGCCUUUAUCUUUGAUUUCUUUAAAAUUAGAGCAUAAAAUUCCAGACAUUCUAGUUUGUCCUAUAGAGAGGAGAUCAGAAGAGUAUAUAAAAAAGACGGGCUUGGAGGAUUUACCAGAGGUUGGAGCAGCAUGGUUAUCAGAGAUGCUCCAGGUCUUGCAAUCUAUUUCACCCUUUUCGAAAUUUUCAAACGGAAACUAAAUGUAGCCCAAAUUGAAAAAUAAGUUUAAGAAAAUAAGGACAAUAAUUAGAGCAAUAACAAAAAUAAUGCUAAUUUAUUCUUAAGAAGAUUUAUUGCAGGAGGUUUUGCUGGAGCUAUCUAAUGGUUCUUAGCCUAUCCAAUGGACGUAGUGAAAAGCAAGAUGCAAGUGCAUGAUGGUGAGCAUAGAUUGAGGUUGAGCAGACUGAUCUCAUAAAUGAUAAAGGAUCAUGGAGUUUGGUAUUUCUAUAGAGGUGUGCAUGUCUAGGUUAUUAGAGCGUUCCCCACAUGUGCUUCAAGUUUAGUGACAUAUGAAACAGUUAAAAGCUACCUUAAAUUAAAUCACUUAAAUGUUCUCCAAGUAGAAUGA
Molecule: messenger RNA, 768 nt
Organism: Stylonychia lemnae
Lineage: Eukaryota; Ciliophora; Spirotrichea; Sporadotrichida; Oxytrichidae
Source: the annotation of a GenBank genome assembly